UCUCUCUCUCUCUCUCUCUCUCUCUCUCUCACACAUUAAAAACUCUCUAUCUCUCUCUCUCUAAAACUUUCUCUCUUCUCUCUCUAAAAUUUUCCUGUUUUAACGAAGCUGACUUGUCUCUCCGGCAUUGACUGGUUCCAAAGCAUAUAACUCCGGCUAUAUGUAUAAGAGCUAUAUUUAGAGAUCGGUAGGUUGCAGAAUGCAGAAUUUGGGAGUAAAAAUUUUAUGUAUUGAGAAUUAAGGUGAUACGCAUAGGACACUGGAAUUGGGCUUACAGGAAUUUUUGAGGAUAUGAGCCUGGGGAGGGGAUUUUCCAUUCCCCGGGAUAAGGGAGUCAUUCAGAAUGGGGAUCCUUGUAUUCCUUUGACACCUGAUAAGCCAAUUCUAAAGAGAUCUGAAAUGCAGCCGGGAAGUACAAAUUGGCAGGAUCUGCUUGGAAUGUACACUGGGUUUUUACAGGACGAGACCUGUAAUGGGGCUCAACAGACUUUCACACGUCCUGGAUUUGUAGGUCAGAAUCAAGGGGAAUUUAAAAAUAGAGAUGUUGGUCCAAUUCGGGAGUUCAGAAGCUUCAAUCAAAAUUCUGGAAAUGGUGGUUCCUAUAUACAAAAUUUAACUCCAACUGGACUCUUAGGUCAUCAGAAUCAUGGGCAACAUAGCAAUAGAGAUGUUGCUCUGACUGAGAAAUUUGGAAGCUUCAAUCAACAUGCUAGGCCCUAUGUUAAACAUUCAGGGAAUGAUAUUCCUCAGAAGGUUAAUUCAUUGGUAGAAUUACUGGGGACGAAGAAUGCUGUGGUUACACCCCCUAGAGUCGAAACAGCAAACAGAAAUUUUGUUGUGGACAAGACUAUCCUCAGUCCACAUUCUCAAGUCUUAACCAACCGGACAGGGUACAAGUACAAUAGUUCUACAUUCCAGCAGAACCACACUCUGUACGUAAAUAAAGAUGUUGGUAGUUACAGCCUACAGCAAAUACCAACGGAUGGUAAUUACCGAUCCAAUUAUAAUCUGAACUUACCAACACCUAGAACAGAAGCUGGUGCAUCCACAAGGACAGUAAGGCUCUUCCAAUUGGGACCAGUAACACCGGAUCAGCAAAACAAAUCAAAGAACUUCCAGCCCACUGAAGCACCACAAUGGUCGAUGGACAAACUCCCAAUUCAAGAAAAUGAUGAUCCAAAGAAUGUAGUCUUUGCCGAGAAACAAUCUAAUCAAUUAUUGCAGAACGUUGUGGACGAAUCUACAGUCAUAUUGAAAUUGCCAAAGGAGAAGAGCAUUUCUGAUAAUGGAAGUCAUGUAAUCUUAUCUCGACCACCUGAAAUUGUAGACAAACAAUCUAAUCAAACAAUGCAGAACAUUGUGGACGAAUCUACUUCCAUAUUGCAAUUGCCAAAGGAAAAAAAUGUUUUUGAUGACGGAAAUUAUGAAGGAAUUGAUCUGAACAAGACACCACAGCAGAAACCACCCAGAAGAAGAAAACAUCGACCAAAAGUAGUUGUGGAAGAGAAACCCAAAAAGACACCAAAGCCUGCUACUCCAAAAAAUAAUAGCUCCGAUGGAAUUCCUUCAGGAAAAAGGAAGUAUGUACGCAAAAAGGACGUUAAAACCUCCACAACUCAACUGGCUGUUGUAGUGAAUGAGGUUGGAGUCUCUAACAUGAACUCUGCAGCAAAAUCAUGCAGGAGAAUGAUAAACUUUGACUUGGAAAAUGGAGCAGAAAAGGAAAGUGAGGCCAGAGCAAUUGGUGACCUAGCAGAGAUAAAUGAAAAGAAAAAGAUGUCUUUUUCUUUGAACUUAAAUUCUCACAAUGCAGAAGGGCAUACAGGAUUCAACGGGGAAUCUACAACAUCUUCAGUGAAGGAAUGGCAUCAAAACUUACAUAACAUAGAGAAACAACAAACAGAGAAUUUAUGCAUUUUUGACAAUUCAGGAAAUCACACCCCGCUUCAAUUAUCAUUGCCAUUUCCAACUUCAGCACCACCGUCUACAAAUCAUACUUUAAAUGUCAUAGCAAGGAAUUUGAGUAUGCGAAAUGCCAAUACAAACCAAAGGGACAGCCUGAAUUGGUACUGUCAGGUUGAUCCUCAUGUCGGUGGAGGACACCUACCCCAGUUUGCCAUUCAAACACACACCAAUGAAACAAAGGUAGAUGGAAGAAGGCAACCAAUGUUGCAGGCUGGGACUCAACUUCUGGACGAUUUGGUGAACGUCAUUGACAGGCAGCAAUCCAAGAGAGAAUAUUCCCACACUAAGUUGUCACAGCCCGACACUUCUGCAAUGAUGGGCUCUCAACUAUUGUACCAGAGAGUUCCUAAGACAGGCUAUUAUGCCAGUGAGAGCAACAGAUUAUGGCAAGAUGGUUUAGAAACUAGUAAGAGAAAGAAGGUUGAGGAUAAAUUUCAUGUAACCUCAUCAAGCACGCCUUCUAGCAUAACUGUUGAAUAUUGCUCAAGACAAGUUGAAGGAAGAGGCACAAAUGGUUUCAGUGCAAACAAAUCUACUUUGCACCUAAAUGGUGGAUUACCAUAUUCUGACUUUGAAGGACGGAGCAACUUCAGGAAGCCAAAUAAUGAAGCCAACAAGGUCACCCAAGAUUGGUACAUGAACCCCACAAAUUUGCAAAAUGAAUUUCAGCAGCAACUGACUUCGUCUCGAGUGCAUUCACAUGCAGAACAAAUUGUGCAGAAGGUCACUUUUCCCACUAAUAAAGCCCAAAGCACCAACUCCCUUGCUGCAAUUUUUUGGAAUCAGGAGUCUUCAUCUCAAAGAGACCCUAAAAUAACUCAAGGAAAUGAAAUAAUAAAUUCUUCUAUUCGUGUUUCGGUAAAAGGACAGACAGCUAGACUGAAAUCAUUCAAUCAAGCACUCAAUAUGGAGAAAGUUAUCGGUAAAGAGAACAAGACAAGAGGUUACAAAGGUCUCCCCAAAAACGUCAUAGGCUCACUAGGAGAUGGCAGACAUUUAUUUUCAGUUGAUGAUAUUAUAGAUCGUUUAAAAUCUAUGAGCAUCAAGAGUAGUGGAAAGGAAAUUUUUGGGGAGCAGCAAGGUGCACUUGUUCCGUAUAAGCAAGAUGGAGCCAUUGUUCUGUAUGAAGAAUUUGAUCCAAUAAAAAAACGACGGCCACGACCUAAAGUAGAUCUAGAUCCCGAGACUAAUAGACUAUGGAAUCUUUUGAUGGGUAAGGAAGGAAGCGAAAGCACAGAAACGAUGGAUCAGAAUAAAGAGAAGUGGUGGGAAGAAGAAAGAAAAGUAUUCCGUGGACGAGUAGACUCGUUCAUUGCACGGAUGCAUCUUGUUCAAGGUGAUAGACGAUUCUCCAAAUGGAAAGGAUCAGUUGUCGACUCCGUGAUUGGAGUUUUUCUCACGCAGAAUGUUUCAGAUCACCUUUCAAGCUCUGCCUUCAUGUGUCUUGCAGCCAAAUUCCCCCUUAAAUCGACAAUUAUCAGACAACCAUGCUGCCAAAAUGGAGGAAGUCCAUCAGUGGAAGAACUUGAGGUUCAGAUAACAUGUCCAGAUGGCACUAUAACUUAUGAUCACGGCACAGUAAGACAGCCAGUGUACAACCACGGCUCUGUAACAUCCAGUGGAUCGUGUCAAUACAGAGCAGGAAAUGUUGUGACAGGAACAAGAACCUUUGGGAUAGACAAGCAAUAUAGAAGAGCAGAUGAUGACAUCAUUUCAUCACAAAGUUCUUCUGAAUCUCUUGUUCUCCAAGCAAAUGAAGAUAUCAGAUCCAGCUCAGGAUCAAAUUCAGAAGCCGAAGAUCAAAUAUCUGGGUGUAAUUUAGGCAAAAACAGUGGCCCUCUAAAUCUUUUGGAACAGGCUGAAAGAAUGGCGGCAUUACAGGAAUAUCAGCAUCGAGUGAUGGGAAGUUCAUCUCCAGAUAAGAAACUCUCUCAAUGGGAAAAUCCUGUGUAUAAUCUGCAUCAUCAGAGGCCAAGUCUACCAUCCACUAAUUCCUGGUCAAGCAUGACGACAGGCUUGGAAGAAUGGGAAUCAAAUUUCCUCGCAUCUCCAGGAAAAGAAAGCAUAUCUUCUUUGGCAUCAACAGAUUUUGAGAAUACCAAGAUAACAGAUGUAGAACAUGCACAUUAUAACAUAGGACAGAGUCUAGAAAGGAGUUUUCUCCCUCAACAGACUGGAAGACCAGAUCUAACAACAAGACUGGAGCAUACAACACAAAACAAUUGCCUUGAACCACGGACUAAUAUAAUAGCUGGUUCUCAAAGCAAAGAGGGUCAACAUUCCAUCAACUGCCACAGAGGAAGCCACAAGACCAUUCAGCAAGAAAGCAACUUUCUAUCAAACUGCACAACACCUGCUGAAGCAUUCGACGAAAUGUCAAGCGCAGGACUAGGAAAUUCUAAGACCAAACCAAUGAACCAGACAGGUCCCACAGCUUCAAAUGCGAGAAAGACAAAAGUUGAGACGGAAAAGAAAGAAGCAUUUCAUUGGGAUGAAUUGAGAAAGCAGGCACAAUUGAAGGUUGGAAAAAGAGAACGAUGUGAGGAAACAAUGGACUCUUUGGACUAUGAAGCAUUAAGAAAGGCUGAUGUUCGUGAGAUUUCGGAAACAAUCAAGGAAAGGGGAAUGAACAACAUGCUAGCAGAGCGAAUUAAGGAUUUUCUCAAUCGACUGGUUGAAGACCAUGGAGGAAUUGACCUGGAAUGGUUGAGAGACGUUCCACCAGAAAAGUCUAAAGAUUAUCUACUAAGCAUACGAGGAUUGGGGUUAAAGAGCGUGGAGUGCGUACGCCUAUUAACACUUCAUAACCUAGCAUUCCCAGUUGACACUAAUGUUGGACGAAUUGCUGUACGACUCGGGUGGGUGCCUCUCCAACCACUUCCUGAAGAACUCCAGUUGCAUCUCCUUGAACUGUACCCAGUGCUGGAAUCUAUCCAGAAAUAUCUUUGGCCCAGACUCUGUAAGCUGGAUCAGAAAACAUUAUAUGAGCUACACUAUCAAAUGAUAACAUUUGGAAAGGUUUUCUGCACAAAGAAACAACCAAAUUGUAAUGCAUGCCCAAUGAGAGGAGAGUGCCGACACUUUGCUAGUGCUUUUGCAAGCGCUAGACUUGCCCUCCCUGGGCCAGAAGAGAAAUGUAUCGUUGCAUCUACUACUACUACAACUGCCAAUAAAAACCCUGGUGUAACGAUAAAGCCAAUGGCACUACCACAACUACAUGACAGUUCAGAUAGAGAAACGGGGCAAAACUGUGAUCCUAUUAUCGAGGAACCAACGACGCCAGAACCACCGUUGGAAGUGUCAGAAAGUGAUAUUGAGGAUGCAUUCUAUGAGGAUCCCGAUGAAAUCCCUACAAUCAAACUCAAUAUAGAACAAUUUGCUACGAAUUUACAGAGCUUUAUGCAAGACCAAAACGUGGAGACGCAAGAAGAAAGUAAUUUGUCAAAAGCCCUUGUUUCUUUGCGUCCAGAAUUUGCUUCAAUCCCAACACCCAAACUGAAAAGUGUGAGUCGACUGCGGACAGAGCACCAAGUCUAUGAACUCCCAGACAAUCAUCCACUACUGAAAGGGAUGGAAAGGCGAGAAACUGAUGAUCCUAGUCCAUACCUUCUUGCUAUAUGGACACCAGGAGAGACGGCAGAUUCAAUCCAACCACCUAAAAGUAAAUGCAGCCAUCAAGAAUUAGAUGGACUUUGUGAUAAGAAGAUGUGCUUUUCAUGCAGUAGCAUAAGAGAAGAACAAACACAAACAGUCAGAGGCACACUUUUGAUUCCAUGCAGAACAGCAAUGAGAGGGAGUUUCCCGCUGAAUGGUACUUACUUCCAAGUCAAUGAGGUAUUUGCGGAUCAUGAAUCUAGUCUUAAUCCUAUCAAUGUUCCAAGAAAUAUGUUAUGGAGCCUGCCGAGACGGACAGUUUUCUUUGGGACAUCUGUCUCGACUAUUUUCAAAGGCUUGACAACUGAAGGUAUCCAAUACUGUUUCUGGAAAGGAUUUGUUUGCGUCCGAGGAUUUGAGCAGAAAUUGCGAGCCCCAAGACCUCUGGUUGCCAGAUUGCAUUACCCUGCAAGCAAGAUGGCCAAGAAAAAUGAGCAAAAAUAAGAGGGUCAAUGGUGCAGGGAGGGUUGAAAGUUUGAGGACAUAACCAAUAACUGUCCACGCCAGAAGAAAAAAUAAGGGACUGCCGUAGGGUUAGAUCUGCAACAUAUUGUUUUACAUUCAAUUGCCCACCUCUUUACAUGAGUUAUAGUUAUUUGUAAUUUAGGUGGCAGAAAGAAAAUUUUAAGAUAUAGGAUGAGAUUCGAUUGACAAUGUGUACAUCGUAGACAGUUCAGAUCUUUUUAAAUCAUGCUCAUUAACAGAGCCAUUUUUCAAUGUCUACAGAGAAAGGUAGGAGUCAAGAAAUAGAAUUUGGGAUGUAAUUUCAUUGGGAUUACAUGUAUGUAAUAAUCUUCCGAGUCUUUUGAUAGAAGCCCGGAAUGUGUUUUCUUAUU
This is a messenger RNA of Olea europaea var. sylvestris, 6455 nucleotides long. RefSeq names its product transcriptional activator DEMETER-like. Bases 292 to 6063 code for a protein of 1923 amino acids. The record is from RefSeq and is a predicted model, not a curated record. Lineage: Eukaryota; Viridiplantae; Streptophyta; Magnoliopsida; Lamiales; Oleaceae. Gene Ontology annotation, biological process: base-excision repair. Gene Ontology annotation, molecular function: DNA demethylase activity; 4 iron, 4 sulfur cluster binding; DNA N-glycosylase activity. The transcript is spliced from 21 exons.